CACAUGGUUGCAUGGCCAUUCAAAAAACACAGCCUAAAAAAAUUGGAUAAACCCAUGGCAUUCGUGGGUACGAAUUCUUAUUUUCUUUCAUUCAUCUGUGUCUCUUUUUCUCCCUUCUUUAUAACCGCUUUUGUUGCUGUACUUUCGCUGUUCGCAAGUCGUCAGAAAACCAAAACUGAAAAAGCCAACUAAAAGAAAAAUGCGCGUCGUUACCUGCAUGAUGUGGAUGGCCAGUUUGGCUUAUGCCUUACCCCAUGGUUGCGUAGAUACGCAGCAAAGUGUUGAUGCCGCUGCUAAAUUGGCAAGAACCGUGAUCAGCGAUACUGGCAUUGGCACCAUCAUGACGCUUAUGGACGGGUCCAUCAACCCUGAUUUCGAAGGUCAUCCGUUUGGUCUAAUGGAAUAUUACAACGGGGAUUGCUAUAAAAACGGAGACUUGCUUCUAUUCAUGUCCGAUUUGCAGAUGAACGCCCGCAAUGCUCGUGAGCAGCCAAACAAGGUCAGCUUCACCGUUCGCGCUUUGAAAGAUUACAAUCCCAGUUGGGGAAACCGUAGCACCCCAGUUGAACAACCGCGCGUAGCCAUGAUGGGCGAAAUUAAACUUGUCAACGAAUCACCUAAUGAUGACGAGCUCAUGAAGUGCUUUGCGACAAAGCAUCCUGAAGCGAAAGCAUGGCAACAAUUCCAUGAUUUCCACUUUUACCGAUUCCAAGUGGAAAGUUUAUACUAUGUUGGCGGAUUUGGUGGCAUCAACUAUAUUGGAUGGUUGCCCUUGCACAAGUACCAACAUGCAUCAAACCAUGGACACAUGCACCUUCAGUAAUCACCGAGGCGACCAGAAGGAUAAAGCUAAAAAAUAAAGGAUAACCCAAGCAGUGCCUGUUUUGGUCAAUAAUUGAAGGUCGUUUUUGGCAAGAAAAUUAUAGCCUUUUUUUUUCAAAUCCCGGUUGAAGUGGGGUUAUGGGUGGGACCCCAGGACGAAAAAGUGACGUGCGAAAUAAGCAAACUUGUGUCUAUUCCCUGAUUUUCCCGAAAUUUUACACCGAUUCGAAUAUAACACCUUUUAAUUUUUUUUUUGUUCUCUUCUUUUU
Molecule: messenger RNA, 1091 nt
Organism: Radiomyces spectabilis
Lineage: Eukaryota; Fungi; Mucoromycota; Mucoromycetes; Mucorales; Radiomycetaceae
Product: pyridoxamine 5'-phosphate oxidase-domain-containing protein
Exons: 6
Coding region: 200-823 (207 amino acids)
Source: RefSeq, a predicted model, not a curated record